AUGAAGAUAUCCUUAGAACAAGUUCAGUUUGAAGAAAACAUUAUAUCAGGUCAAAUAUCCAAUUUCAAAGUUAUUCACAAUGUAAUGUAUAUCAUCACUAAUGCUGAUUCUACUGUAGUCUUUAUUAUAAACCUAGAUACCCCAGAUAAAAUUGAAAAAUUAAAAGUCCCCGUCUUAAACAAGGAGGAAAAGAUUACUAGAAUGUGGGGUUUAAAUGAUACAAAUGGGGGUGUUCUAUUCAAAACUAACUUGGGUAGAUAUUUUAAGUAUUUCGCUGCUGAUGGGAAAACCUUUUCUUUAGAACUAUUAAAGAAAUUGAGUAAAAAAAGCAACUUUCAUAUAACUAGUGUUAAUCCCUGCCAUGACGGGAACUCUGUUUUACUAGGAACUAAAGAGGGGAAAUUAUAUCAAUAUUUUAUGGUUGAAGAUAAAUUAACCAAGCUUUAUCAAUUUGCCAAUAGCAAAAGUAUAGAUGGAAUAUUAUGCGAUAAAGAAAAUAUCCUAGUUGUUUCUAACACAUUUAUUUGUAAAUGGAGUAACGUGGAUCUAUUAAAACAAAAAUUCACUGCACCUCACGAAACUGAGUAUUUUGAUAAUGGUCCUAAUAAUAGGGGGGUUACUCGUCACAAUACUUUUGCAACUUAUAAUAUGUCCAAAUUUGCAUGGGUCACCAAAACGGGGGUUUUAUUUGGGGAUCUAACAGAUAAAUUGUCAAAUAUUAAAAUUCUAUUGAAUUUGGAAUUACCAAAAAAUAAUUCAAAAGAUACUCCAUGUGUUGUUUCUGCUGUGGGUAUUACAGAGUUUUAUUUAUAUCUUUUGGUUAAUAAAUCCCAAAUAGUCAUUGUUAAUCAAUUAACGAACAAAAUAGUAUUUCAAGAGGUUCUUUAUUUUGAAAAUGAGAAAAUUAUAGGUUUGGAUAUAGACGAAAAUAACGGGACACCAACCUACUGGACUUAUUCCAACAAAAAUGUUUAUGAAAUAGUGAUUAAAGAGGCAUAUACAAAUCUCUGGGAUAUUUUGUGCGAUUCGCAUGAAUAUGAGAAAGCUUUGGGUUUGAAUGAUUUACCCCUUUUAAUCAAACAAAUGAUUUAUAAAAAAAUGGGGAAUUACUAUUUAACGAAAGAUCCUUUGAAGGCUGCAAUUUCUUUUGCAAAUUCAAAUAGCGAUUUCACAUAUGAAGCUUUAAAAUUGGUGGAUAAUAUUAACGCAUUACAAGCGUUUCUUUUGCACCGUUUGAAAACGGCCAACUUGACAAAAGUUCAGAGGAAAAUACACACUAGCUGGAUCAUUUGGAAUUAUUUACAGAUGAACAUCGAUGAUAAUGACCAUGACGACAAAACCCCAGAAACAGCAAAGCCUAAUGAGCUUAGAAAGUUUUUGCUGGAAAACAAGGAUAAUAUUGAUUCUAAAACUGCGUAUGAAUUAUUAAAUUAUCAAAAUAAAAAUUCUGAUUUGCUUUUUUUUGCAAAUUUGAUUAAGGAUUAUAUUUUUAUACUAAAUUACUGGAUUAAAGAAGAGAAUUGGUAUAAAGCUUUGCAAACACUAGUUUUAUUGGCAGAACCGAGCUAUGUUUACCAAUAUGCUACAAUAUUAUUAUGUAAGUCGCCAGAAUGCACAGUGACAACAUGGAUGCGACUAUCGAAUUUUAUUCAAAUAGACCAAGAAAAACUAAUUCCUUCCAUUCUAUGCUAUUUUUCAAAUUUUUACUGUAAAGAAAUUUGCACCUUUUCGGACACUGACAAUCAGGGAGUAGUUAUUAAUCACGGAUUAAUAUAUUUAAAAUGGGUUGUUACCUCUUUUAUUUCUUCUCCUUCUGCUGCUAACAACAAUAAUGGUGUAUUAUCCACCACUGCUAAUAAAACAAUGAGUCCACUGAUAUACAACACCAUUUUAUAUAUGAUGAUACUUGAUAACAAAACAAACGAUGAGCAUGAGAUCAUAGAGUUUAUGUCAAAGUAUCCUAAUAAGUACGAUACUUUUUUCAUUUUGGGUUUAAGCUUGAAAUUUAAAAAAUUUGAAACGGCAAUAUAUCUUUACACCGAAUUAACUAUGUUUGAUGAAGCGGUUAAUUUAGCAUUGAAUAAAAAUAUGCUAAUAUGUGCAAAAGAUGUAGCGAGGAAAAGCGAUGAAUCGAAAACCAAGAAACUCUGGUUAAAAAUAGCACGCGCAACUUUGUUAAACAUAGACAAUGGGAACCCUGUGGCCAGCAACAGCAGCAAUGUUUCCAGCAAAUCUACAAUGGUUAAUGGUGCACAAGCCGAAGGUAUUAAUUCUUCGACAACAGCAACGACAACAAGUCUUGGCACAGGCACAAAGUCCGUUACUGCCGUGAAAGUAACUUCUAAUGGUAGUAUUGCCACUACCGUCAGUAGUAUUUCCGCUGCAGACAGUAGUAAAGAUGUUAAGCAAAUCAUAAGUGAUCUAAUUGUUGACUCUGCUGGGGUUUUAACCAUUAAGGAUCUUUUACCUCUUUUCGAUGAUAUUACUACGAUAGCCAAUAUUAAAGAUGAGUUCAUUAAAAGUGUAAACCAACACGCAGAAUUGAUGAAGGAAAUAUCUCAAGAAAUUACCGAUUUAGUGAGGAUCAAAAAAAAUAUUUUACAAGAUAUUGAAGCAUUUCAAGAUAGAUAUGUUAAAAUUGAAGCUGGUUCCCACUGUGACAGUUGUCAUGAAUUGUUACAGAAUAAAAAAUUUUACGUUUUCCCCUGUGGACAUAAUUUCCAUCUCAAUUGUUUGGUUAAACUUAUUCUAAAAGGUGGUGAUUAUAUUUUGAAAAGUAAAUUAGAGAAUCUUGAAAGGAAAAGAAAAUUGAAUUCUGGAUUUAAUAAAAAAAUUAUUAAAGAUUUGGAUGAGCUGCUAUCAACUAAAUGUCCAUUAUGUAGUGAUAUCAAUAUUAACAACAUUGAUGAGUCAUUAUUUUAUUCUUUACCUAAUUAUAAUCCAGAGGAUAAAAAUAAAGUAGAAAGCGAUUGGUGUUUAUAG
Saccharomycodes ludwigii is the source of this 2982-nucleotide messenger RNA. It is a transcript of the gene PEP3, whose product is annotated as tethering complex subunit PEP3. The coding region runs from base 1 to 2982 and encodes 993 amino acids. The record is from RefSeq and is a predicted model, not a curated record. Gene Ontology annotation, cellular component: endosome; HOPS complex. NCBI's taxonomy places the organism in Eukaryota, Fungi, Ascomycota, Saccharomycetes, Saccharomycodales, Saccharomycodaceae. The transcript has a single exon. Gene Ontology annotation, molecular function: protein-macromolecule adaptor activity. Gene Ontology annotation, biological process: endosome organization; organelle fusion; vacuole organization.